UCCGGCCCCCAAAGGGGCGGGGCAGAGUCGGCCAUUUUCUAUGCGGUCUCGGCGUGAGGCGGCGGUAGCGAAAGCCGGGAAGCCAAGAAGGGACGUCGGGCUCUCGUUUCUUGCGGGCUCCUCCAGCGCCUCGCCGCCAUGCUGUCCGUGCGCGUAGCCGCCGCCCUCGCCCGUUCCCUGCCCCGGCAGGCCGGCUUGGUGUCUAGGAAUGCUUUGGGCGCAACAUUUGUUGCAACAAGGAAUCUUCAUGCCUCCAAAAUGAGCCUACAGAAAACGGGUACAGCUGAAGUAUCUUCUAUUCUUGAGGAACGUAUUCUGGGUGCUGACACCUCUGCUGAACUAGAAGAAACUGGCCGCGUCCUCUCAAUUGGCGAUGGUAUUGCCCGUGUGUAUGGCCUGAGAAAUGUUCAGGCAGAGGAAAUGGUUGAGUUCUCCUCUGGGCUCAAGGGUAUGUCCCUGAACUUGGAGCCUGACAAUGUUGGUGUUGUCGUAUUCGGCAAUGACAGAUUGAUUAAGGAAGGGGACAUUGUGAAGAGAACUGGUGCCAUUGUGGAUGUGCCAGUGGGUGAAGAGCUGCUGGGGCGUGUUGUCGAUGCGCUGGGCAAUCCUAUUGAUGGAAAGGGCCCCAUCACUUCCAAGUUGCGCAGGAGGGUUGGCCUGAAAGCCCCUGGGAUCAUUCCUAGAAUCUCUGUGCGUGAGCCCAUGCAGACCGGCAUCAAGGCUGUAGAUAGCUUGGUACCCAUUGGCCGUGGCCAGCGUGAAUUGAUCAUUGGUGACAGGCAGACUGGGAAAACUUCAAUUGCUAUUGAUACAAUCAUCAACCAGAAACGAUUUAAUGAUGGGACUGAUGAGAAGAAAAAACUCUACUGUAUUUAUGUUGCAAUUGGUCAGAAAAGAUCCACGGUUGCACAGUUGGUUAAGAGGCUUACCGAUGCAGAUGCCAUGAAGUACACCAUUGUGGUCUCUGCUACAGCCUCAGAUGCUGCCCCUCUUCAGUAUUUGGCUCCAUAUUCCGGCUGUUCCAUGGGAGAGUACUUCAGAGACAAUGGCAAACACGCCUUAAUUAUUUAUGAUGACUUAUCCAAGCAGGCUGUCGCCUACCGCCAGAUGUCUCUCCUGCUACGUCGCCCCCCUGGCAGAGAAGCCUACCCAGGGGAUGUGUUCUACCUACACUCCCGUCUUUUGGAAAGAGCAGCCAAAAUGAAUGAUGCUUUUGGAGGUGGCUCUCUGACUGCCCUUCCUGUCAUUGAGACUCAAGCUGGGGAUGUGUCAGCCUAUAUUCCAACUAAUGUCAUCUCUAUUACUGAUGGGCAGAUUUUCUUGGAAACGGAAUUGUUCUACAAGGGUAUCCGCCCGGCCAUCAAUGUCGGGUUGUCUGUGUCUCGUGUCGGUUCUGCUGCCCAGACAAGAGCCAUGAAGCAGGUGGCUGGCACCAUGAAGCUGGAAUUGGCUCAGUACCGUGAAGUGGCUGCUUUUGCCCAGUUUGGGUCAGAUCUUGAUGCUGCGACUCAGCAGCUGCUGAAUCGUGGUGUGCGUUUGACUGAGCUGCUUAAACAAGGGCAGUAUGUUCCUAUGGCUAUUGAGGAGCAAGUAGCCGUCAUCUAUGCUGGGGUCAGAGGCCACCUGGACAAGUUGGAGCCCAGCAAGAUCACCAAAUUUGAGAGUACUUUCCUUGCUCACGUUCUGAGCCAGCACCAGGCCCUCCUCUCCACAAUCAGGACUGAGGGGAAGAUCUCUGAACAAACAGAAGCCAAGCUGAAAGAAAUAGUCACAGAAUUCCUGUCCACGUUUGGAGGAUAAACUCUGUAACAGUUCCAUAUACCAGAGUAUUUUUUUUUAUCGCUGACAGCUGGUAGUACUCUGGUUUGUUUUUUCCAGAGACUUGAAAGAUGUGCAGCUCUCACAGUGAGAAUAAGCCAUGUCAGGUAAAGAAGUCUUGUGGAUGUAGUCCUCACUGUGAUGGAGCCCAAUUGACCAACAAUAUCGAUGUGUGUAUAACGACAUGAUGAAUAAAGUCUUCAGACCCAG
Molecule: messenger RNA, 2028 nt
Organism: Pogona vitticeps (central bearded dragon)
Lineage: Eukaryota; Metazoa; Chordata; Lepidosauria; Squamata; Agamidae
Source: RefSeq, a predicted model, not a curated record